AUGCACUCUGCUUCCAGUAUGCUGGGAGCGGUGAAAAUGGAAGGACACGAGCCCUCGGACUGGAGCUACUACGGAGACCCUGAGGGCUACUCCUCCGUGAGCAACAUGAACGCGGGGCUGGGCAUGAACACGUACAUGAGCAUGUCGGCGGCCAUGGGCAGCGGCUCGGCGGGCAACAUGGCCCCCCCGUCCAUGAACAUGGGCACCUACGUGGGCGCGGGCAUGAGCCCGUCCCUGGCCGGCCUGUCUCCCGGGGCCGGGGCCAUGGCGGGCAUGGGGGCCCCGGCGGGGGCCGGGGUGGCGGGCAUGACCCCGCACCUGAGCCCCAGCCUGAGCCCGCUGGGCGGUCAGGGCGGGCUGGCGCCCUACGGGGCCAUGAGCCCGGUGUACGGGCAGACCGGGCUCGGCCGGUCCCGGGACCCCAAGAGCUACCGGCGCAGUUACACGCACGCCAAGCCGCCCUACUCGUACAUCUCCCUCAUCACCAUGGCCAUCCAGCAGAGCCCCAACAAGAUGCUGACGCUCAGCGAGAUCUACCAGUGGAUCAUGGACCUGUUCCCCUUCUACCGGCAGAACCAGCAGCGCUGGCAGAACUCCAUCCGCCACUCGCUGUCCUUCAACGACUGCUUCCUCAAGGUGCCCCGCUCUCCGGACAAGCCGGGCAAGGGCUCCUUCUGGACGCUGCACCCGGACUCGGGCAACAUGUUCGAGAACGGCUGCUACCUGCGGCGCCAGAAGCGCUUCAAGUGCGACAAGCAGCUGGCGCUGAAGGAGGGCGGCGGCGGCGGCGGCGGGAAGAAACCAGGCGGCGGGGGCCCGCACGCCCAGCUCCAGCUCGGGGAAGGCGGGGGCGGCGGCGGGGCGGCCGCCCCCGGCGGGUCCGACGGCUCCGGGGCCGCCGCCGAGUCUCCCCACUCCAGCUCCUCCCCGUGCCACGAGCACAAGCGCGGCUUGGGCGAGCUGAAGGGGCCCGCGGGGGCCACCCUGAGCCCCCCCGAGCCGGCCCCGGCCCCCGCCCCGUCCCCGGCCCAGCAGCAGGCCCACCUCCUGGGCGCCCCGCACCACCCCGGCCUGCCCCCGGACGCGCACCUGAAGCCCGAGCACCACUACGCCUUCAACCACCCAUUCUCCAUCAACAACCUCAUGUCGUCCGAGCAGCAGCAUCCGCACGCCCACGCCCACAGCCACCACCCGCCCCCGCCCCCGCACCCACACGGCCACCACCCGAAAAUGGACCUCAAGGCCUACGAACAGGUGAUGCAUUACUCGGGAUACGGCUCGCCCAUGCCCGGCAGCCUGGCCAUGGGCCCUGGCCCCAACAAGGCGGGACUGGACGCCUCGCCCCUGGCCGGAGACUCGUCUUACUACCAGGGGGUCUACUCCCGGCCCAUCAUGAACUCGUCCUGAGCCGGAGCGGGUCGGCCGGACGGCGGGCAGGA
Molecule: messenger RNA, 1439 nt
Organism: Tachyglossus aculeatus (Australian echidna)
Lineage: Eukaryota; Metazoa; Chordata; Mammalia; Monotremata; Tachyglossidae
Gene: FOXA2
Product: forkhead box A2
Biological process (GO): regulation of transcription by RNA polymerase II; anatomical structure morphogenesis; cell differentiation
Molecular function (GO): RNA polymerase II cis-regulatory region sequence-specific DNA binding; DNA-binding transcription factor activity, RNA polymerase II-specific; protein domain specific binding
Source: RefSeq, a predicted model, not a curated record